Menidia menidia (Atlantic silverside) is the source of this 408-nucleotide messenger RNA. Lineage: Eukaryota; Metazoa; Chordata; Actinopteri; Atheriniformes; Atherinopsidae. The record is from the annotation of a GenBank genome assembly.
CUGAGCUGGCCGGAAACGCUAGAGCUUUGUGCGUCAUCGCCAAAUCCUGCCGUCCUCCGCGAGGCGGAACCAAUGCGAUCACGCAAACCGUUCCGCCUUACCGGAAACACCUACAUCCAGAAGACCAAGAAGUCGUACAUCGACAGCCGGGCGCGCAGGAACCUGGGCAGCAUCAACACCGAGCUGCAGGACGUCCAGAGGAUCAUGGUGGCCAACAUCGAGGAGGUCCUGCAGAGGGGGGAGGCUCUGUCCGCGCUGGACUCCAAGGCCAGCAACCUGUCCAGCCUCUCCAAGAAGUACCGCAGCGACGCCAAGUACCUGAACACGCGCUCCACCUACGCCAAGCUGGCGGCCGGGGGCGUGUUCUUCAUCAUGCUCAUCGUCUACGUGCGCUUCUGGUGGCUCUGA